AUGGAGUUCCUUUUAGAAAACCUCAGAAAGCAUGUUACAUGUUCAAUUUGUUUAAAUACGCUUGACGAACCCAAGACGAUAGCCUGCUUGCACACAUUCUGCUGCGACUGUUUAAAGGAACACGCUCAAAGAAGCCAACAACAUGGACAAUUUCGGUGCCCCGAGUGUCAGGCAAAAAUUGUUGUCCCUAAAAACAAUGGUUUCGAUAAACUGCCUACAGGCUUUCUACAGAAUGAUUGGCUCGAUCUUCUUGCUGCACAACGGUGCUGUGAUGGAAGUGAUGAUAUUACUUGUGCCAACUGUGCCAUUAAAAGCACAGAGGCAAGUUUCUGUUUUAACUGUGGAAAAUUUCUCUGCCCUGAUUGUGUACAUGCGCAUGAAAUUCUACGCAAUGUGGCUUUUAAAGAACAUAAACUUAAAUUGGUGAAGCAGUUUAAAAGGGAAGACUACGACUCUCUGUUAAAGCGGCCCUCCUUCUGUUCUCAGGAUUGCCACGAACAAGAGAUAACAAGGUUUUUUUGCGAUGAAUGCCAGACUUGUGUUUGUCAGUUAUGCAUUGGUACAGGUCACGAGAAUCAUACUAUAAAUGCGCUUGACAAGGCAGCCAGUAGCGAUAAAGCUAACAUCAUGGCGGAAGUUGAGUUAAUGAAAGAAAAAAGGAAAUUUUGUAGUGACAUAAUUCGUCACUUUGAGCAGACAGUUUUUAGUCUGGAAACUGAGAUUAUAAAUGCCAAACGUGAAGUCUCCCAAACAGCAGAACAAAUGAUCGCGAGAAUUCAACGACAAGAACGCGAGAUUAUUUCCGCACUUGAGAACACUCGUGCGUCAAGAAUGGAGGAAUUAAACUCCGCAAAGGUACAAGUGAAGUCCCUGCUUAAACAAGUCGAUCAAGCUGUUGAAUUUGCCAAUAACUUGAUUCAAAGAAGCUCAAGCUCAAGUAUUGUGCAAAGCUACAAGAUCCUCAAACAUCGGUUUGAAUAUCUUAACCAAACCCCUGUUCCUUCACUUCCGGUUUGUUCCUCCGUUAAGUUUGUCAAAACUUGUGACCCAAGGAAAUUUACCCUCGGUUUUACGACAACUAUUGGCGCAACCGUUCAGGGGAUAAGUCAAGAUUUCCAAGCAGGUGUAGAGGCAAAGUUGAUCUUAUGCCCAAAAUUAAAGGGUGAGGUGCAAAAGAAAAAUAUCCGUGCAAAGGUCGCUGUGGAGCCUAGUGACAAGGUACGAAGUACGACUACUCGCCAGCAAGAUGAUGGGAAUUUCUUGGUGAAGUUCACGUCUAAAGAAGCUGGUGCAUACAACGUUAAAGUGACUUUAAAAAGUAGACACAAUUAUCACGAGAACUGUUUCACUAUCCGAGUGAAGGAACGAGAGGUCGAAGAAGUGAGUGAGUUGGAUCUACAAGAACGCGAUGGGAAUCCAGUUCCGCAUGGAAUCGCCGUGAACGAAAAUGGUUUGAUCGCUGUAUCUGACUGUAAAAGGCACUGUAUUCUGGUAUUUGAUAACGAUGGAAAUUUUCGUCGAAAGAUGAGCGGAAAAGGGAAGGAGCCAGGGAAGCUAAACUAUCCAACGGGUCUGGCGUAUCUCAAUUACGAUGAACUUUUAGUGGCAGAUUUCCUGAAUCACCGCAUUCAGCAGUUUAAUGUACAAACAGGAAAGUUUGUGAAGACCUUUGGAAAAGACAACCUUCAGAAUCCAGUGAGCCUUUGUAUCGAUAGCCAGGGACGCGUUGCUGUAGCAGACUGCGUCGAAAACAAAAUCCAGGUGUUCACAAAGGAUGGUGCUCCAGUAUUUAGCUUUGGUUCAACAAGCCUUGACCAUCCAACCGGUUGUAUUUUCCACCAAAACAUGUUCAUAGUAUCUGAUACGUACAACGACUGUUUAAAAAUCUUUAACUGCUCAGGGAUUCUCCUCUACAAGAUUGGAGUAAAAGGAAAAGAUGAUGGGCAAUUAAUGCGUCCUCAAGGUCUGUGCAUUGAGAAAUGCGUUGAUCACAAAAACAUCCUUGUUUGUGAUAGUGGCAAUGGUCGCAUUGCCAAGUUUUCAACGGAAGGUUAUUUUGUACGUAAAACUGUUACUAAGUUUCAAGAUCCCAUUGCAAUAGCCACAACACCUGAUAACCGUGUUUUAGUGUCCGAUUUUCAGGCACAAAAGAUGUAUAUCCUGCAAGGCGAAGAAUGUUAA
Porites evermanni is the source of this 2181-nucleotide messenger RNA. The record is from the annotation of a GenBank genome assembly. NCBI's taxonomy places the organism in Eukaryota, Metazoa, Cnidaria, Anthozoa, Scleractinia, Poritidae.